Molecule: messenger RNA, 1464 nt
Organism: Humulus lupulus (European hop)
Lineage: Eukaryota; Viridiplantae; Streptophyta; Magnoliopsida; Rosales; Cannabaceae
Product: bifunctional nuclease 2
Exons: 9
Coding region: 117-1127 (336 amino acids)
Biological process (GO): protein ubiquitination
Cellular component (GO): VCB complex; nucleus
Molecular function (GO): nuclease activity
Source: RefSeq, a predicted model, not a curated record
UAGCCAAACAAAAAAAAAACUCAACUACUUCUUCUUCUUCGUUUGCUUCCUUAGCUCAUUACAAUAGUAUCAACUUUUUUUUUUUAAUCUGUAAAAACCCAAAUCUCAGAAUUGCCAUGGCCGGAGCCGGAGCUCAAUUAUGUGCCCGUUCAGUCGCCGGAAUCGGAAUCCUCUCCUCCGAUCAAACUAAUGUCACUCCUUCGAUGAUCCGUUCUUCUUCUCCGUCUUCUUGUUCUUUUCAGUUGGCUUUUCGUCCCAAACGGUGUCGUUCUAGUCUUCGACGCCACAACAACAACAACAACCCUAUUUUCAUUCGCUGCAACUCUUCUUCUUCUUCUUCCGGCUCUAGAUCCACUAAUAAUGGCGGUGAUCGUGACCGCGAUGAUUAUCUCGAGGCUACCUUACUCCUUUCAGAAACCAUGUCGCACUACCGUAUGUUGAGGCGCGGUUUUAAGGAAGAUACGUGGCGGCAAUCGACUCCUAAUAUGUUUCGUUUCUCUGUUCAAAGGAAGGAAUUGCGACCUGAUUUCAAUCUCAUUAGUCAAGGCUUUCUCCAUCGGUUCCAAAAUCCCACCAUUUUUCUCAAGAUUUCUUGUGAUGGUGACUUUUUGCUCCCAAUUGUUGUAGGCGAGUUUGCUAUUGAGAAACUGGUAGAUGCUAAUUGGGGAGAUGGGAAUGGGGAGACUCCAAACCAGUUCCAAUUUAUGAAAAAUCUUGUGGAGAAGCUUGGUUAUGAAGUACAUAUGGUAAAAAUUACAGAAAGAGUGGUCAACACUUACUUUGCCAGAUUAUACUUUAGUAAGCCAGGGGAAAAGGACAUUAUAAGUGUGGAUGCUCGUCCCUCUGAUGCCAUAAAUGUGGCUCAUAGAUGCAAGGCACCCAUAUAUGUAAAUAAACAUAUUGUCGUGACAGAUGCUAUUAGAAUUAGUUAUGGAAUGGGCAGAGUGCGUGAUGCAAAAUCUACUUAUGAUGUAUCUCUUGACAGUGCUGUAGAGGGUCCUGAUUUUUUGUCUCAGGAACUUGUUUUGGUGAAGAAUAUUGACUUAGCUGUCAAAGAAGAAAGAUACAAAGAUGCAGCUAUGUGGAAAGACAAACUAUUGCAGCUUCGCAAGUCAAUUCACAGCUAGCCAUAUUGUGAGUUCAUCCACUUCAGAUAUAUUAGCCUAUUACCUGUCCAAUGUGGCUGUGUGUAUGCCUUCUAAACCCUUUGGCAUGUCAUUUCACUGGAUACCACUCUGAGUGGAUGGAACACCUACAUAACGAGACUUCAACUAUGUACAGCUACUUAAGAUAUAUAUAUUUUAUAGGACGACAUGUAAAUGUCAAAUCAAAUAGUUAUAUAGUUCAGGUCAAUUGUAUUGUCCUCUUAGUUGAAAUUUAUACCUACAGUUAUGUGUGACAAGAAAGAACUACCUUGUUUUCAUUUUUAGUAUUCUGAAUCUAAUCCAGGCCUUUCUUUGUAAA